Messenger RNA from Otolemur garnettii (small-eared galago), 1515 nucleotides. It is a transcript of the gene KRT12, whose product is annotated as keratin 12. The record is from RefSeq and is a predicted model, not a curated record. Bases 1 to 1515 code for a protein of 504 amino acids. The transcript has 8 exons. Gene Ontology annotation, molecular function: structural molecule activity. Lineage: Eukaryota; Metazoa; Chordata; Mammalia; Primates; Galagidae.
AUGGAUCUCCCAGGCAACAGCGUGUUACUCUCAGUGCGCACCUCCGGGCCGUCCCGGCGGCUGUCUGCGCAGAGUGGGAUAGUGGGCAGACCCAGGGGCAUGUCUGCUUCCAGUGUUGGAAAUGGCUAUGGGGGAAACGCCUUUGGCUUUGGAGCCGGCUAUGGGGGAGGAUUUUCUGCUGCUUCCAUGUUUGGUUCUAGCUCUGGUUUUGGUGGUGGCUGUGGAAGCUCCUUGGCAGGAGGACUGGGAAGCUCCUUGGCAGGAGGACUGGGCAGCGGUUAUGGGCGAGCCCUGGGGGGAGGUGGCUUUGGAGGGCUGGGAAUUGGAUUUGGGGGAAGCUCUGGAAGUGCCUCCCUAGGUCUUAUCUCUGGCAAUGAUGGAGGCCUUCUUUCUGGAUCAGAAAAAGAAACCAUGCAAAAUCUUAAUGAUAGAUUAGCCUCCUACCUGGAUAAGGUUCGAGCUCUAGAGGAAGCUAACACUGAGCUAGAAAACAAAAUUCGAGAAUGGUAUGAAACACGAGGAACUGGGACUGGAGACCCUGCGUCACAGAGUGAUUAUAGUAAAUAUUACCCGCUGAUUGAAGACCUCAGGAAUAAGAUCAUUUCUGCCAACAUUGGAAAUGCCCAGAUCCUCCUGCAGAUUGACAACGCGAGACUGGCUGCUGAGGACUUCCGGAUGAAGUAUGAGAACGAGCUGGCCUUGCGCCAGAGCGUGGAGGCCGACAUCAAUGGCCUGCGCCGGGUGCUGGACGAGCUGACCCUGGCCAGGAGUGACCUGGAGAUGCAGAUCGAGAGCCUGAACGAGGAGCUGGCCUACAUGAAGAAGAACCACGAGGAGGAGCUCCAGAGCUUCCGAGUGGGUGGCCCUGGCGAGGUCAGCGUGGAAAUGGACGCCGCCCCCGGAGUGGACCUCACCAGGCUGCUCAACGACAUGAGGGCGCAGUAUGAAGCCAUCGCUGAGCAGAAUCGCAAGGACGCAGAAGCCUGGUUCAUCGAAAAGAGCGGGGAGCUCCGGAAGGAGAUCAGCACCAACACCGAGCAGCUUCAGUCCAGCAAGAGCGAGGUCACCGACCUGAGGCGCGCUGUUCAAAACCUGGAGAUCGAGCUCCAGUCCCAGCUCGCCAUGAAGAAAUCCCUGGAGGACUCGCUGGCGGAAGCCGAGGGCGAAUACUGCGGCCAGCUGUCCCAGGUGCAGCAGCUCAUCGGCAACCUGGAGGCGCAGCUGCUGCAGGUGCGCGCGGACGCCGAGCGCCAGAACUCCGACCACCAGCGCCUGCUCAACGUCAAGGCCCGCCUGGAGCUGGAGAUCGAGACCUACCGCCGCCUGCUGGACGGGGAGGCCCAGGGUGAUGGUCUGGAGGAAAGUCUAUUUGUGCCAGACUCCAAGUCUCAAGCACAGUCAAUUGACUCCUCGAAAGACCCAACCAAAAAACGAAAAAUCAAGACAGUUGUGCAGGAGAUGGUGAAUGGUGAAGUGGUCUCAUCCCAAGUUCAGGAAAUCGAAGAACCGAUGUAA